This is a messenger RNA of Ornithodoros turicata, 2982 nucleotides long. RefSeq lists its product as uncharacterized. Lineage: Eukaryota; Metazoa; Arthropoda; Arachnida; Ixodida; Argasidae. The coding region runs from base 1 to 2982 and encodes 993 amino acids. The record is from RefSeq and is a predicted model, not a curated record. Gene Ontology annotation, molecular function: nucleic acid binding; aspartic-type endopeptidase activity. The transcript has 3 exons. Gene Ontology annotation, biological process: proteolysis; DNA integration.
AUGUCCAAAGAAGUCACCACAACUGGCGACGAGGAUUUCACACCCAGGGCAAGAGAAGACAGCACAAUGCAGCCAUUUGUCACACCCAUCGCUGUAUUCGACCCACAUGGUGAGCCCUCAUCCAUUGCCCAAAGAUGGGAGAAGUGGUUGAAUCGCCUAGAAAACUUCAUUGUGGCGUCGAACGUCAAAGACAAGAAACAGCAAAAAGCAAUGCUACUGCACUUCGCGGGAGAGCAAGUUUUCGACAUUUACGAGGCGCUUGGUGGCACCGCCGAAGACGACUUUGAGAACUCCUCACAGAUCACUGUCAGAGUCAACAUUGGACCUGUGAGCACGCAAGCACUCAUUGACACUGGCUCGUCGGUGAACCUUGUGGACGCCGAGACCUUCCAAAAGAUCCAGUUAAAAAGUGACCUGGAACUUACUCCAACCAGCACACAGUACUUUGCCUAUGGGAGCCACGCAAAGUUACCUAUCAUAGGAAAAUUCAAAACAGAGAUUCACGUUGGAGACAAGAGACAGCCGGCAGAAGUGGCAGUGGUGAACAAAGUGGCUGAAAACAUCAUUGGUUACGAGACUGCAGAUGCUUUAGGUAUCAUAAAAAUAACCCUCAACAUAAAUGCAGAGCAGACGCUAGACCCACAAGAAGAAUUCCCUCAACUAUUUCAAGGGAUGGGAAAGCUCAAAGAUCUGCAAGUUCAUCUGCAUGUAGACCCCUCGGUUACACCAGUUGCCCAACCACACAGAAGGAUACCGCUUCACAUUAGAAAAGCUGUGGAGGAGAAACUGAAAGAACUAGAAGACGGUGACAUCAUCGAGAAAGUGUCUGGGCCAACACCUUGGAUGUCCCCCCUAGUAAUUGUGCCUAAGCCAGGGAAGGAGGAGAUAAGACUGUGCUUGGACAUGCGUGAACCAAACAAGGCCAUCAAACGUGAACGACAUGUAAUACCCACAAUAGAUGACAUCAUCUGCACCAUGAGCGGAGCAAAGAUGUUCUCCAAACUUGACUUGAGAGAUGGGUAUCACCAGCUGGAACUAGCAGAGGAUUCCCGACACAUAACCACAUUUUCUGCCCACUGUGGAAUAUACCGUUACAAGCGGUUAAAUUUUGGCAUAUCCUCUGCCGCUGAAGUUUUCCAAGAAGUGAUCCGGCAAGUCAUCAAUGGUGUAGAGGGAGUUAUAAACCCAAGUGACGAUAUUAUUGUGUCAGGAAAUACAAUAGAGGAACAUAAUCAACGACUCCAUCUAGUGCUCCAGCGACUGUCAAAAGCAGGACUAGUGCUAAAUGCCAAGAAAUGUGUGUUCAGAAGGACCUCCCUGAAAUUCUUUGGACUGCUUUUUACAUCAGAAGGCAUAAAACCAGAUCCAGAAAAGGUGAAAUCAAUAUGCAGACUUUCUCAGCCAAAGGAUGUGCGUGAGAUCCGAAGCUUCUUGGGAAUGGUAACAUACUGUGCCCGAUUCCUCCCAAGGUGCAUGGUAUCAGCUAGAAUGGAAAGAAUGCUGCUGAAGCUACAACAAUACACAUUCCAAGUGCGACACAUUGUAGGGUCAAGCAACCCUGCUGACUUCUUAUCACGAAACGUGGUGGAAGACAAGGAACUGAAAGAAACUGCAGUGGAGGAGUAUGUCAACCACAUAGCCCAGCAAGCAUGUCCAAAAGCUCUAACUCUGGAACUGAUAGAAGAAGCAACAAAGAACGAUGCAAUCCUGAGCAAACUGUCAGAAGUAUUACAGACCAAACCUUGCAGUAACAGCUCAUGGACACAAGAAAUAAGUCCAUUCAAGGCCAUCGCAAAUGAACUCUCAGCGACAGCGAAAGGAGCUAUACUCACAGGAAAUCGACUGGUCAUCCCUGAAUCCCUGCAGAAAAAAGUAAUUCAACUAGCCCAUCGAGGACACAUGGGGAUUCGCAAAACAAAGCAGCUUCUCCGUGAGAAGGUGUGGUUUAAAGGAAUCGAUGGAGCAGUAGAAAAUGCUGUGAAGACCUGCAUACCCUGCCAAGCCGUCGUGCAAGAAAACAUACGUACACCUAUAAUAAUGACUAAACUGCCUGAAGGACCGUGGCAAAAUCUUGCGUUAGAUUUUGCAGGACCAUUUCCCGAUGGACAGUACCUGUUAGUGCUCGUCGAUGAAUACUCAAGAUUUCCUGUAAUACGGACUCUAAAGUCUUUGGACACUGACAGAGUAACCAAAGCUCUACGAGACAUUUUUACCCUUUUCGGUAUGCCUGUCAAGGUGAAAACAGAUAACGGACCCCCCUUCUCAGGAUACAAAUUCAAAUACUUCAUGGCAGACUUGGGGAUCCACCACCACUUAAUUACUCCCUUGUGGCCGGAGGCAAAUGGGGAAGUGGAGAGACUCAUGCGUACCAUAAACAAGACUGCCCGAGCAGCCAACACUGACGGAAGAGAUUGGAAAAUCGAACUCGAGCACUUCCUACUUAACUACCGUGCGACUCCGCACUCAACGACGGGAAAGUCACCCGGUGAACUACACUUUGGAAGGAGGAUGCGCACCUGCAUUCCAGAAGUCAGAACACCAGUUUUCGAUGCUGAAGUAAGACGGAAGGACGAAGAAAUGAAACAAAAGUGCAAGACAGAUGCAGAAAAGAGGAAAACAAUUAGACCACUUGAAUUACAAGAAGGGGACAAAGUGCUAGUCAAAGAAAAGAAGAAGAACAAACUAUCGCCUGCUUACAACCCAAACCCGUACACUGUGGAAAAGGUCGAAGGGACCAAAAUAACCGUCCGCAGAAAUGAUCACAAAAUAGUGAGGAAUGCUUCAUACCUCAAGAAACUGAAAGUGAGCAUGCCAAAAGAUAAGGAGAGAUUGACAUCGACGUAUGAAGCAACAUCCAUGAAUGGAAAGCUUGAGCCGUCAACAAAACAAGUGGGUUUCAGUAUACCCAUACUACCAACAGACCAGGAACCCAUAGAGGAGGAAACGAGAGGCUGUUGUAGUUCUGACUGUUUCCAUUCGUAG